Dracunculus medinensis (Guinea worm) is the source of this 411-nucleotide messenger RNA. Lineage: Eukaryota; Metazoa; Nematoda; Chromadorea; Rhabditida; Dracunculidae. The record is from the annotation of a GenBank genome assembly.
AUGAUUGUAUUAAACAAUGCGAAAUACAAAAAAAUCAAAAAACUGGCUGAAGAUAAAAUCUCACAAUGGGGAUUUUGGGGUAAUGUAGCGGAGCCAAUUCGUUGGAGCUGUCCAGAUUCACAGCUUGCAGAUACCGAACGUAACAAGCGCUUGAUUCAUAGACAUAGAAAUAAGUUAUCUAGUGGUCAAGUGCCAAACAAGGAUGAAGAAAUGCCUCAGAGCAGUAUGCGAAAAAUAGUUUGGUUUGCACCUAUUUCAACUCGACUAGGAGGUAGCGAUAAUAGGAAUAUGCUAAGCAAACGAAUAUAUCAAGUUGGAGUACCUUGUUCUAAAUGUGCGCUUUAUCCGUGUUCAACAUGCGAAGAUAACCUUUGCACUGGCGGUGGAGCACGUGAUGAAAUAUUUAAUUAA